Molecule: messenger RNA, 1671 nt
Organism: Empidonax traillii (willow flycatcher)
Lineage: Eukaryota; Metazoa; Chordata; Aves; Passeriformes; Tyrannidae
Product: acyl-coenzyme A thioesterase 1-like
Exons: 3
Coding region: 19-1437 (472 amino acids)
Biological process (GO): fatty acid metabolic process; acyl-CoA metabolic process
Molecular function (GO): fatty acyl-CoA hydrolase activity
Source: RefSeq, a predicted model, not a curated record
GCGGAACUACCCGGGACAAUGUGGCAAAUCAUUGUCCGCUCCCUGCGCCGGGCCAGCUCCCGUGGCUGGCGGAGGCGACUGCCCUGGCCCGGCCCCACGCCUGCAGCCCCACGGAGCCGCAGCCCCGCGUGGACCCUCGCGACAGCCUCCGCCCAUGGACUUGCCUCCAUGUCCCCCUCCAUCCACUUCUCGCCCGCCACCCGCAGCCUCUUCGAUGAGCCGCUGGCCAUCACUGUGCAGGGCCUCGGCCCGCGACAGCAGGUCACACUGAGGACAUCCUUGAGGGACGAGAGGGGAGAGCUCUUCCAGGCCAGUGCCCUCUACCAGGCGGGGAACGACGGGGUGCUGGACCUCGCCCGCUGCCCGGCGCUGCCGGGAGGCAGCUUCUCCGGCCUGGAGCCCAUGGGGCUGCUCUGGGCUUUGCAGCCCCAGAAGCCCUUCUGGCGGCUGGUGAAACGGGACGUGCAGAGCCCCUUCGUCCUGCAGCUGGAGGUGUUGGAGGGCCACGGGAAGCCUCCCGGGCGGCUCCUGGCCCAGGCGCAGCACGAGCGGGCGUUCCUGCGGGACGGGGUGCGGAGAGUCCCGGUGCGAGAGGGGAGGAUCCGGGCGACGCUUUUUCUGCCCCCCGGAAAUGGCCCCUUUCCAGGAAUUAUUGACUUAUACGGAACUGGAGGAGGACUCCCUGAAUACAGGGCAUGCCUGCUGGCCAACUAUGGCUUUGCUGUGCUGGCUCUGGCUUACUACGCCUAUGAAGAUCUUCCCAAAGAGAUGAAGGAAUUCCACCUGGAAUAUUUUGAAGAAGCUGUAAACUAUAUGUUGCAACACACCCAGGUUAAAGGUCCAGGAAUUGGGUUGCUUGGAAUCUCGAAGGGUGGUGACCUGUGCACCUCCAUGGCCUCCUUCCUAAAGGGCAUCACAGCCACUGCCCUUAUCAACGGUUCAGUGGCAAAUGUGGGUGCAGUGCUCCGCUACAAGGACAUCAUCAUUCCACCUCUUAGUUUCAAUUUGAAACGCAUCAAGGUCGGCAAGUCCGGGAUUGCUGAUAUUUUGGAUGCAUUGGGCAACCCACUAGAAGGGCCUGACCAGCAAAGCUUUAUCCCUUUAGAGAAGGCCGAGUGUCGCUUCUUAUUCAUUGUUGGCCAGGAUGACCGCAACUGGAAAAGCGAAUUCUUUGCAGUUGAGGGGAGCAAACGUUUGCAAGCUCAUGGGAAGGAAAAGCCUGAGAUAGUCUGUUAUCCUAGAGCAGGGCACUACAUUGAACCUCCCUUUUUCCCAAUGUGUGCAGCCUCGAUGCACCUGCUAGUUGGCAAACCUGUGGAGUGGGGAGGGGAGCCCAAGGCACACUGUGAGGCACAGAUAGAUGCUUGGCAGCAGAUCCAAGCUUUCUUCCACAAACACCUCACAGGCAAGCCAUCUGGAACAUCCAGUAAGCUGUGAUGUGAAGUAGGUUACUUUACAGAUGAAGAUGCUGGUGUUUCAAGAUUGCUUUGUUAAAUGGUUCAGAAUGAGAACAAGGAACAUCAGAGAAUAAGCUAUUGGGUUUCUUGAAAGAUGAGAGCAGGCGAAACCAUGAAAGCUGCUUUGUUUUUACACCCUCCUCUAACCUUGGUUAGAGGUUUGUGGCCUCCUGUUCUGUGUAGUAUAGGAUUAAAAGCUGUGGAAGGCAAAUGU